AUGUUUCGAAUUACAUGCGGUAAAGGUGUGAUCCUUUUGUUGCUGCUAUUGGUGGGUUUCGUUCUUGCUGCCGAGGAGAAGGCAGCUAAACCCACUGAAAGUAAAAAAGUUAUCGACACCAAAGAUGUUAAGAAAACAGCUACAGAACCAAAGAAAAGCAGAACCGGAAAGCGGGAUUCAUCGGAUCAAGAGGGUUCAUUUGCAACGAAUCCCAAUGAUGAACCAUUUCGGCCAAUGAUUGCUCGCAGCAAUGCCGACAUCUAUGAAGCUGCAGCUGCAACGCAUAAGGCAACGUUCUACGAUAAAAACCAGCUGACGACGAAAACGACUCCGGCUAAUGACGGAGGUGGCAACAAUGUCCAACAAAAGCGGCAACAUCAGAAACAGCAACAGCAGCAACAUCAACAGUUCUCGGCCCACGAUGCCAUAGCAACAACGGCCACAAAGGAUGCGACAAUAAAUCGUCAAGCCACAGCUGCUCCGGGUGCAGCUUAUCAGAGACCCUACAGUCAAGUGGCAGUGGCCUAUCAACAGCCACAGGAGCAGCAGCCAUCAUUAGUGACACAGCAUAAACAGAUUGUCCGGGUAGUUGGUAAAAAUAAUGGCCAGCAACAAAAGGAUAUUCAGUAUGUGGCAGCUCCACCGCCUCAUUCCGCUCCUCAUCCGCAUCAGCAUAAUGGGCCACCGGUUGCUGCAUUUAAUUAUGAACGUUUACCUUUGCAAUAUUUGCAACAACAACUGCAGCAGCAUCUGAUUGAGCGUGGGCCAGGUCAUCAGCGUCCUCAGCAGGUACAAUACAUUAUAGCCAUACCGAUGUCAUAUUUGCGUCAAUUGCAGCAACAACAACAGCAGCAGCAACAACAGCAUCACCAGCAAUCUCAUUUGCCACAACAAAACAAUGGCCAUCAACAACAGUCGAUUCCACAGUUGCAUGCUUUUGCCAUACAACCAGGCUAUAGCAUAGCAGCGGGUCCUUUAGCCCGUGAUCACCAGGGUACUUAUCGUCCUGUUCAUCGCUUUUCACCGACAGCCAUCAAUAAUGUUCAGCAAAUAAACGCUGGCGGACAGCAUCAGGCGACACACCACUCGGCAUCAGCUCCUGCUCCUCCCGGCUAUAUAACACAAUAUAUACAGGUGCCUGCCAGUGCUCUGCUGGCCGCAGCACAGGCAGCUCAAGUUUAUCAACGUCCAGCAUCAAGCCAUUCUCCAGCAUCGCCAGCUCCAGCGUCAACACCACAACAAGUUGUCUAUCAACAUCAACCAGCGCAACAGCAACAACAGGAACCCAUACUGCAACAGCAGCCCCAAUACUACUACUAUCCCCAGCAACAACAUCAGCAUCAACCCCCACAACAAUUGAAGCCAGCCCCUCCUGCACCAUCCCAUGCUGCAUCGUCACCACCACUCGCUCCAGCAUCACCACCACUUUAUGCAUAUCAAAUUCAAGAACAACAACCUACCCAGCAAUAUGAACAGCAUCAGCAAGCGCCCUCACCUGUGCAAUAUCAGGUGCAACAUUUACAGCCGGAGCAGCAACAGCAAUUGAAUGUGGUGGGUAAACAACCGGAUCAAGCACUGUAUCGACAACCCCACCAACACCAGCAUCACCCACAUGGUCAACAAGAAUCUGCACAAGUGGUGGCCGUACCUCAAGAGUUGGCCCAAAAGACUUUAGCACCACCGCCACCACCACCGCCAGCGGCACCUGUCGUACCCGAGCAUUCCUAUGAGCCAGUGGUGCACUACAAUCCGCAAUAUCUGGUGCAAUAUGAGCAACCUCAGCACCAACAAAAGCACCAUCUUAAAUACCAGCAACAACCUCAAUUGCAACUCCAACAUGUGCACAUUAAUCCUUCGCAUUUGACCUCUAACCCCCCAACCCAUGCACUCAGUCCCCAGCCCCAUCGUUUUCAAUUGCAAGCAGCACCAUCACAGCCACAACCCCCACCGCCCUCUCCCACAGUAGCGCAACAGCAAACAACAAUUGUAGACAAUUUAAAUAACUUACCAUAUUCACAGGCAACCAUACAAGGACCCACUCCGGUGCCAUUCACGCAUUUGGCACCACCAGCAUUGGGUGGUCCGACCCUGCACAUUGGCCCACCACCACCACCGCCAGCUGCUGCCAUGACUCCCUACUACCAUCAUCCGCUAUUGCCGAAUACGCUGCAACCUGCCUUUGCUCCAUUGGGAAUUCCCAGUAAAGUGACAUCAUUUACAAAUGUCUUGCUUCAGCCAUUUGCCCAUGGCCAUGGUCCGACGUAUCAAACAACACCGGAAAUUGGACCCAUAGGCAGCGCACUGCCGUAUUUUAAUCAUGCCGGUGGUAUACAGUACGGCUCUCAUCUCUACCAUCCACCCACAUCAGUCAGUGCCAUAGUAAACAAAGUUGCAGCGCCUGCGGUGGCAUCACCUGCAGCAGCAAUAAGAACAUCGGCCAAAGGAUCUUCGGCCACGGCAAAGGCACCGGGCACAGAUGGUAGCCGGACCAUAGUUAAGUAUCCAUAGGAGACUGCAAACAAACAAGCGAGCACGAGAGCCAGUCAGUCAGCAGUAACAGUAACGAUGACAACAUCAGCAGCUCCUAUCCUUGUUUGGAUGAUUCUCCACUCCCCUGCCCCCUCUACUUGGCAACCAUCAUGCAAGUGCAUAACGGUUUUAUGUGCUUGAUAAUUACUUAGUAUUAUUAAGUUUCCCAUUCAUUUCCAACUGGUCCGUUUUGGAACUUUGGCAUCAUUGUGUUUUAGCAGCUACUUUUUUCUGUUUAUCCCAUUGUAAGAGUCAUGACUUCCUAGUAUAAGCUGGCUGGCGUUAGCCUUGUCGUCCUUCACUACGACAACGACCAGCACACACGGAUGAAAAAUGCAAUUUUUUGGAAAAUAUUAUGGAGUGUCCAUUGCUUCAAACCUUCUUACUGAUUGAUUGAUCUUCUUAUUGAUUGAUAACAUAUACUAUAUUUAUAGGCAUAUUACUUGACUUUAUUACUAAAGAAAUUAAUUUUUAAAUGUGCUAUUGUUAAUUAGUUUUCUAUUAAUUAAUUAAUUGUUUGCAGAGGGUGUCCUUGAUUAUUUAUGUUUUUUAAUAAACAGUAAAUAUACCUACAUA
Musca domestica (house fly) is the source of this 3105-nucleotide messenger RNA. RefSeq lists its product as uncharacterized. The coding region runs from base 1 to 2508 and encodes 835 amino acids. The record is from RefSeq and is a predicted model, not a curated record. NCBI's taxonomy places the organism in Eukaryota, Metazoa, Arthropoda, Insecta, Diptera, Muscidae. The transcript is spliced from 6 exons.